Molecule: messenger RNA, 3291 nt
Organism: Engraulis encrasicolus (European anchovy)
Lineage: Eukaryota; Metazoa; Chordata; Actinopteri; Clupeiformes; Engraulidae
Gene: p3h1
Product: prolyl 3-hydroxylase 1
Exons: 15
Coding region: 68-2782 (904 amino acids)
Biological process (GO): collagen metabolic process
Cellular component (GO): endoplasmic reticulum
Molecular function (GO): iron ion binding; protein binding; procollagen-proline 3-dioxygenase activity
Source: RefSeq, a predicted model, not a curated record
CUUGCUUCCCUUGCGAUUCCCUUUUCGUGUCGGGUCUAGUAGUGCUGGGGAAGGCCUGAGUUCCAAGAUGUCCUUCAGCGUAAUAACGGUGCUUUUCUCAUUCGUUCUAUUAUGUCUUACGACUUCUUUUUCAGAUGCACAAACGGAGAGCAACGGCAUCCCGGAGCCCUACGACCUCUUAUUUGACAAUGCGGUGGAAGCUUAUUACAAAGGGGAUUGGAUGACUGUCAUCCUUCACAUGGAAAGAGCCCUGAAGAAUCGAGGUUUACUCCGGAAAAUCAAAGCUCAGUGCAGGCUUGCCUGUGCAGACAACGCGACAUUUGGGCAAAACAUUCCAGGCGUUGGCCAGGCAUUACCCGGCGCCGGGUCCAUUGAAGAUUUGGGUUUUUUUCAGUCCAUCAUGAAACGGGCCGACUGCGUUACUUCCUGCGAGGCUCAGAAGUUGGGACCAUACACACUCCACAAAGUUAGCGAUGAAGUGCAACUGGAGUUCAGGAAGAGAACUCCUUACAACUACUUGCAAGUUGCAUAUUUCAAGAUCAAAAAGCUUGACCGGGCUGUAUCAGCUGCAAACACCUUCUUUCUGGCAAACCCCGACCAUAUGGAGAUGAAGCAGAAUCUGGAUUACUACAAGAUGAUGGCGGGAGUUCAGGAGAGUGACUUCAAAGAUCUGGAAGCUCAGCCACAUAUGGCUGCCUUCCUAGAGGGAAAGAAGCUGUACAGCUCGGAUGAUUUUGCUGGCGCGGUUUCGUUCUUUGAGACUGCGGUGGAGGAGUACUUCCCAGCCUAUGAGGAGUGCAGGGCUCUCUGUGAAGGAUCGUACGACUAUGAUGGAUACAACUACAUGGAGUACAAAGCAGACCUUUUCCAGGCUAUGACAGAUCAUUUCCUGCAAAGUCUGAACUGCAAACAGAACUGUGUGCUGGAGCUUGCGACCACCGCUGGAAAAGACAAGCCGUUUGAGGACUUCUUGCCAUCGCUGUUCAAUUACCUUCAGUUCUCCUACUUUAACAGUGAGAACUACGAGAAGGCUCUUGAGUGUGCUAAAACAUAUCUUCUCUUCCAUCCUGAGGACGAGGUGAUGAAGCAGAAUAUGGCAUAUUACGCAGUGGUUGUUGGGGAGGAAAAUGCCGUCAACAUAGUCGAAAGAGAGGUUAUCAAGCAGUAUAUCAAGAAGUCUUUACUGGAAAAGGAACUUCUCUACUUUGGAUAUGAAAUAUUCGGAGUGACUUUUGUGGAUCCAGACCCCUGGACACCUGCUGAUGUCAUGCCUGUGAAACUAAGAGAAAAACAGAAGGCUGAUCGGGAGACAGCUGCCCGGAUCACUGAGGAGAUCGGCAACCUCAUGAAGGAAAUCGAGACGCUUGUAGAAGAGAAGAACAAGGACUCAUCUGAUCUUACCAAGGUGUUUUCAGAUGCUCCCCAACCAGACACCCGAUCCACAGAUCAACAGUCCACAGAACAACAAGCCGGUGUGGUGCUUUUUGACAACAUCAAGGUUACCAUGACACCAAAGAUGCUGAAUGGCACUCAGAGAGUGCUACUGGAUGGGGUCACCACGGAGGAUGAGUGUCGCGAGCUACACCGCCUCUCGAACGCUGCAGCAAAGACUGGGGACGGUUACAGAGGAAAGCCAUCACCACACUCCCCUAGUGAGAUGUUUCAAGGAGUCACAGUGCUCAAGGCUCUUCAGCUCGGCCAGGAGGGCAUGGUUCCCCUGAAGAGUGCUCGCCUCUUUUUUGAUGCUAGUGAAAAAGUACGCAAGGUUCUGGAGUCGUACUUCCAACUGCCAACUCCUCUGUACUUUUCCUACUCUCACCUUGUUUGCCGCUCUGCCAUUGAAGAGAAACAGGAGGACCGCAAGGACCUGAGUCACGCAGUGCAUGCAGACAACUGCGUUCUGAUCUCAGAGAUGAAUGAGUGCAUCAAAGAGCCUCCAGCAUACACACACAGAGACUACAGCGCUAUCUUAUAUCUGAAUGAAGACUUUGAGGGAGGUGAUUUUAUCUUCACAGAGCUGGAUGGGAAAACCAUCACUGCCACUGUGAAGCCGUCAUGUGGCCGUGUUGUGGGUUUUGGUGCUGGCAAAGAGAAUCCACACGGAGUCAAAGCUGUCACCAAAAGUCAAAGAUGUGCCAUUGCUCUGUGGUUCACUCUUGACCCUCGACAUGAAGAAAAGGAGCGCAUCCAAGCACAGGAACUCCUGAACAUGCUGUCAGCGCCGCUGGACGCUGAGUUCCAAGGCACAGCAGCAGCAGACAGUGGUACAGCCACACAGGCAGAAGUAGCUGACUCCAAACCUGCAGAACAGACCAGUGGGUCAGAGGCAGCACAGCCUGUGAAGGAAGAGGAAAAAGCCACUGCACAGGCAGAACAGCCCGCUGAAAAGCAGGCGGAAAGUGCCUCUGUUCCAAAUGAUGUUGCACCUGCAGUGGAAGGCAAAAGUGACACAGUAAAGGACACUGCAGAGUCCAAAACGGACGAAAAAACUCAGCCAAAGAAAACUGUGAAAACGAAAGCAAAGCAGACCGAAAAGGUUAAAUCCACUGAGGGAGAAAAAACAAAACCCAAGCAGGUGGACAAAUCAAAGCCCAAACAGGCAAGCAAAACAAAAGCCAAGGAAGUGGACAAAACAAAAGCCAAGGAAGUGGCGAAAACAAAAGCCAAGGAGGUGGGCAAAAAAGACAGCACAUCCACAAAAAAAGUAGUGAAAAAAGCACCUGAUUCAAAGAAAGCAGAGGCGAAGACUGCAGAUUCUAAACCACAGAAACUAGAGUUGUGAUACAUUUUCAUUCCUUGAGUAUUUGCCUCUUUGCAUUUUUGUAUUUUUACAUUAUAUGUAAAUGUGAUCCGUGUGAGUUAUUAAGGUCAGUAUUGUCCUAAAUGAGGAUUUUAAAUAUGCAAUAAGGAAACAUCCACCACUGGAGAAAUUGUACAGCACUGAGCAAUCAUGUUCCCCUAAAUGUCGACUGCAGCUUGAAAUCUCCACACCCACAACUCACAUGUUUUUUUGGGGGAAGAAAAAGUUUCAAGCUCUCUUUCACUGUGAAAGGUCUUUCCGAGCUGGAGCAGGGCAAGUCUUAAACAGUCCUCAUAUUGAGAGGGUAAAGAUCUUUUCUGUUUUAGAAUAUAAGCCAUCGCCUGUCUAUGAAACUGUCCUAAAACUGUUUUGGACAUUCACCUCAGGAAAAUACCACAGAGAAACUGAGCUGUACAGACAAUCGUAUGUGCCUUGUGUAAAUGUGAUCUACCACAAGUUGUGACAAUAAUUUGUAAAAUGAAUAAAAUGUU